GCUCGCCUCACCCCCCACCCGGGCCGAGCCUCAGCCGGGAGCUCGGUUCGCGCCGGGUGCUGGAAAGGCUCUGGGCGGGGGCGGGGAACUUCCCUCAGCUUCAUUCCCUGCCCCCCCCGCCUUUGGCCGAGCAGCGCCGGCAGAGGCGCUUCAUGGGGUUCAACCUGCCUCGUGGCAGCGGCGUGGCCAUGCUCUGCCUGCUCCUUCACUGGCCUACAUGGGGGGCUUCCCCCUCCCCCCUGCGUUGGGCCUCUCCUGCCCCCCUGCAGCUCCAUGAAACUUACAGGCGUUCAUGUGAUAGCGACGCGUUUUACCGGACCGUCUUGUCGUUUGUGCUGGCUGAAGGACAAGAUAUUUGAUGCUGCAUUGUAUGGGACAAGAAGUUCUUAAAAAGAGAAGACACAUAUAAGAAAGGAUGUCUCAUUUAAUCAAAGGAGUUAAAAAAUGUUAUGGUCCUUCUAUCAGUGAAAUGCACAAAGUAACAGGAUUUCCAUUUAAACCACCCCUACUCAAAAGCUUAUUAGCCUACAGUGGGCAAAAAUUAAAAACUUCACGUACAUGUUCUAAACUUAGUUCUGAAAAUGCAGAUUCUUACAGUUACAUCAUAGUUGGAGCUGGAUCGGCAGGGUGUGUAUUAGGCAGCCGAUUGACUGAAGAUCCCCUUAGUACUGUUUUACUUUUGGAAGCAGGCCCUAAAGACACCCUUCUAGGUAGUAAAAGAUUAAUGUGGAAGAUUCAUAUGCCUGCUGCAUUAACCUAUAAUCUUUGUGAUGAAAAAUAUAAUUGGUAUUACCACACAACACCACAAAAGCACAUGGAUAAUCGAAUUAUGUACUGGCCCAGAGGUAGAGUGUGGGGUGGCUCCUCAUCUCUCAAUGCUAUGGUGUACAUUCGGGGGCAUGCAGAAGACUACAAUCGAUGGCAUAGAGAAGGUGCUGUGGGAUGGGACUAUGAAUUUUGCUUGCCUUAUUUUAAGAAGGCACAGACCCAUGAGCUGGGUCCUAACCUAUACAGAGGUGGGAAUGGACCGUUGCAUGUGUCAAGAGGAAAGACGAACCAUCCUCUUCAUCAUGCAUUCCUGGAUGCAGCCCAGCAGGCUGGCUAUUCUUUCACAGAUGAUAUGAAUGGUUACCAACAAGAAGGAUUUGGCUGGAUGGAUAUGACUAUACACAGAGGUCAGAGAUGGAGCACAGCUAGUGCUUACCUUCACCCUGCCAUAACACGCCCAAACUUGUCCACAGAAGAUAGAACGCUCGUAACGAAAAUUUUGUUUCAAGGAACAAAAGCCAUAGGGGUUGAGUAUGUCAAGAAUGGGCAAAGGAAAAAGGCUCUUGCCAGUAAGGAAGUGAUUUUAAGUGGAGGAGCCAUAAAUUCCCCACAGCUGCUUAUGUUGUCUGGGGUUGGAAAUGCAGAUGACCUCAAAAAAUUAGGGAUCCCUGUUGUUUGUCACCUUCCUGGGGUAGGCCAGAAUCUUCAAGAUCAUUUAGAAGUGUACAUACAGCAGAAGUGCACCAAACCUAUUACUCUCUACAAAGCACAAAAGCUUAUUAACAUGGCAAAGAUUGGUUUAGAAUGGCUUUGGAAAUUUACAGGAGAUGGAGCUACUGCUCACUUAGAAUCUGGUGGAUUUAUUAGAAGUCAGCCAGGUGUUCCUCAUCCAGACAUUCAGUUCCAUUUUCUUCCUUCUCAGGUGAUUGAUCAUGGACGUGUUGCUUCCAAGCUGGAAGCUUAUCAGGUUCAUGUUGGACCCAUGAGGAGCACAAGUGUGGGCUGGCUAAAGCUGAAAAGUACAGAUCCAAGGGACCAUCCUGUGAUUGAACCAAACUACUUGUCAACGGAAACAGAUGUGUGGGAAUUUCGUCAGUGUGUCAAGUUAUCCAGAGAAAUUUUUGCUCAGAAAGCUUUUGAAAAAUUCUGUGGUCCUGAAAUUCAGCCAGGAAGUCAUAUCCAGUCUGACAAAGAAAUAGAUGCUUUCAUAAGACAGAAGGCUGAUAGUGCUUAUCAUCCUUCUUGUACCUGUAAAAUGGGGCAGCCGUCUGACACCACUGCUGUGGUUGAUCCUCAGACCAAAGUAAUUGGGGUUGAAAACCUGAGAGUUGUAGAUGCCUCAAUAAUGCCCAGUGUGGUCAGUGGGAAUUUGAAUGCCCCAACCAUUAUGAUAGCAGAAAAAGCUGCUGAUAUGAUCAAGGGGUUCCCAUCACUCAGUGAGAAAAAUGUUCCUGUAUAUAAACCUCAAACCUUGGAAACUCAGCGAUGAACAAAAUGCCCACGCUUAUUUUCCAGGUGAGUUUUUACCCACAUGGAAAUCUUACAUUGGACUUUGCCAAGAGAACAAAUGUAUUGCUACAAAAAAUUACAGGUAGGUAUUAAUUCACUACCUCUCUGAUAUUGAGAAGGUUGUAACAGUAAUUUAAAAAAAAAUCAAGUUAUUUGCAGUAACUGGUCAUUUUAGUCAAGCAUUUGGGUGAUGACCAGUUUUUGUAAUGUAGUUUGAAGUUUAUGCUGAAGAGGGUCAGUUCUGCCUUACAAAAAGAAGAGGCAAUCAUGUGAGCUAUCAAGGAGUUCAGGACCUGUAUGGCUGAGCGUGGGAUGGUAGAAGUGGAUGUUUGCUGCUUUGCAUAGAACAGUAAGACACUUAAAACCAGUGAUGAGCUGCCAAAAUCUGAAGAACUGGUUCCUUCAGUCACUCUGGGUCUUCGGCAGCACUGAGGAACCAAUAAAUGUCAACUUCAUUUAUUGGUGCUUGUGUAAUAAUUUAUACUAAAAUGGAUAAUGUAUUAUGGAGGUAUUGAUCACAGCUCCAUUGUUAAGGUUGAGUUGUUUUAAACUUAAAGGCAUACGUAUAGUAUUAGAUAUAGUCAAGUUAAAAAGAUAUCCAUAUUUGAUAUACAGAUUGCCUUAAUAGCUUCUAUAAAAACAAACAGCUGAUUAUUUAAAAUUUCUAUAAUGAUAAAUUCUCCAUGUUCUUUGUAUUUAACUUAAUAAAAUUCAGUUAAUAACUUAAUUUGUUUUGGUUGCGUAAUGCAAUAUGGAAACUUACCUUGUUUCACUACUGUAUGUUUAAGGGGGCCAUGAAAGGUGACUGCCCAGCUGCAAAUGAUGAAACAGACUCUAAGGUCUGGAUUGUUACUAAAGUGUAAACACUUUUUAAAAAAAAUUACCUGCUGUCUAGAGAGAUCUUUUACCACAUCAGAUAGAUGCUUGUCUGCCCCUGUUCAGUUAACUUGAACAUCUUGGCUCAUUUACUUUUAGAAAGAAUAAAUACAUCUUGGCUCUACUACUUUGAUAAUGCUUGCCUAAUGCCUAGACUUUUUUCUGGAUGUUUGCUGAGAAAAAUCCUUUACAGAUAUCCAUCAAUGGCCCUUUCUUGAGUGUGUUCUAAUAGCUUUCCAGAUAUCAUUAAAGAUCACAGGAGGUACAGGCCCCUGCAUUGUGAUGUGUUCUUGCAAGGUAGUAUGGAAAUCCCCAUAGAAUGGAAUAGUGAAUGGAGUAGAAACAGGAUGGAAAUUACAAUCCUUCUUUUCCCCACCACUAAUAGCAGAGGAGGGAGGGAAAAGAUCUUUAUUCCAGCCUGCACCUGCACUCCUUACUCCUACAAAUGUGAAUGGGAAUUUUUGCUUGGGUAAGGGGUGCAGCCUCAGCCCUAUAGCUUGUACAUUUUUUUUUAAAAAAAGGGCAUUUAAAUCCUGUUUUAUACUUUGAUUCUUUUUAAAUCUGCAUGAUGUUUAAUGUAAACGAGGAAAUGUGCAUAAUCCUUGCAUAAUCUGUCAUUAUGACAAUUAAACUCCUGUGAAAGUU
Molecule: messenger RNA, 3798 nt
Organism: Caretta caretta (loggerhead turtle)
Lineage: Eukaryota; Metazoa; Chordata; Testudines; Cheloniidae
Gene: CHDH
Product: choline dehydrogenase
Cellular component (GO): mitochondrial inner membrane
Molecular function (GO): choline dehydrogenase activity; flavin adenine dinucleotide binding
Source: RefSeq, a predicted model, not a curated record